AUGAACUUUCAGUGGAACAUUUUGCUGUUGGGCGUAGUUUUCUUACUGGCCAGUGUCCGGGCAAGCAGUUUGCCCGGAGUACCGAGUAGCUUCACCAGUGAGGAGAGACUCACCUCAGCCAUUUCAGCCAGCGUUGCGGAUGAGAUUAGCCAAGAGAUGGUGAAGUAUCUGAAAACGGGCGUAGAAUCAGCAAGAUUACAGCAAUUGGGCGCUGAAUUGCGCACGUCUCACAGCAAGAAGGAUAUUUUUACCGAGCCACUGGUGGAUCUGAGUGCAGCUGAUCAGUUUUUUACGUGUACAAUCUGCCGUGCCACAGUCAAUGUAUUCGUGCGUACCCUUACGGGACCCGAUGGCGAACUCACUGGACCGAAUCGGGAUCAGAAUGCCAAGAAGACGAUGCUUACCUUUUGUGACUAUUUCAACAUACAGACACAGGAAGUCUGCUCCGGUCUAUUCGAUCUGAACUGGCCCAUUUUCGAUUACAUCUUCAAUGAGACGAUUGCUGAGUCGAAAAGCGUUUGUGGCAUGCUACCCAUCAAGAUAUGCCAGGCGGAUCAGUCGGAGUACAUCGUUAAUUUGGAAAUUGUCGGUGAUAUGCCCACCGAAUCCAAGUCUGGAACGCCCGACCGCAGCGACAAGGAUUUCAAUGUUCUUCAUCUAACCGACAUCCACUAUGAUCCGGAGUACAAGAGCGGCGGUUUGGCGGACUGUGAUGAGGGCAUGUGCUGUCGGGAUCCACUCCCCACCAAUGCCGAGUCAGAUGGAGCAGGAUAUUGGAGUGACUAUAGGAAUUGCGACACACCCAGGUACCUGAUCGUUAACGCCUUCGAGCAUAUAAGUAAGACGCACAAGCUAGAUUGGAUUUACCACACGGGCGAUGUGCCGCCACAUAAUGUCUGGUCCACCACGAGGAAGGGCAAUAUGGAUAUGCUGACGGAGAUCGAUGCCCUUCUUACUGAGCACUUCCCCAGCAUUCCAGUCUAUCCCUGUCUGGGCAAUCACGAGCCACAUCCAGCGAAUGUAUUUGGCAAUGAAAAUAUACCAGAUAAUCUCCGUGUUGAUUGGCUCUAUGGGCACGUGUGGAGCCUGUGGUCCAAGUGGCUGCCCAAGGAAGCUGAAACUACCAUACGCCGCGGUGGUUAUUACACCCUUUCGCCCCGUGAAGGCCAUCGGAUCAUUGCUUUGAACAGCAUGGACUGUUAUCUGUUCAAUUGGUGGCUCUUGUACGAUGGUUCUAUUGUGCUGGAACAGCUGCAGUGGUUCCACGACACACUACUCGCUGCCGAGAAGAGUGGCGAACAUGUCCAUAUAUUGACCCACAUCCCAUCGGGCGAUUCCGACUGCUGGACGGAAUGGUCCCGAGAAUAUAAUCGCAUUGUGGCUCGCUUCAGCAAGGUGAUCACGGGCAUCUUUAAUGGACACACGCACAAGGAUGAGAUGAAUGUGCAUUAUACGGAAACAAAUUUGGCCGCGGCCGUCUCCUGGAAUGGCGGCAGUCUGACCAGUUACUCCUACAAGAAUCCUAACUAUCGUGUAUACGAGCUGCAUCCGGAGACGUUGCAGGUGCUUGAGCAUCAGACUUGGACAUUCAACCUAACCGAGGCCAAUCUGAAUUCAAAUGUGUCGCCCAAUUGGUACAAGGAGUACGAGUUCCGGCAAGAGUUCACCACCGACACAAGUCCCGACGGCAUCGACAAGCUGCUCGAGAAAAUGGCCAAGGAACCGAAUAUCUUGCGCAAAUUCUGGCGUUACAAGUUCACCAGUGCGGAUCCCAAACUGGACGUCGGCUGCUCUGAUAGCUGCUUGAGCACCACCAUCUGCCGCCUCGCAACCAGCAAUUACCAGGAUAAGCAACGCUGUCGCGAACUCCAAGCCAUACUUAAGUUGAGUCUUGAGAACGAGAAUAAGGACGAUGGUGCAGCCACAUUGAUGCCUUACAGCGUCACCACAUUGAUGGGUUUACUGUGUCUGCUUCGCUUUUGGCUUUAAUUGCAAUUGAGUCGUCCACCGUUAAUCCUUGAACAAUGUCAUCAUGCAUGGCUUAUCUUGGUUGGCUGUGUCGCUCAAUGAUUAUAGUUGGCUUAUUUAUAGCAUAUCGUUAUUAAUUAGUUCGAUUAGCAACUGCGUCCAUAAAUUGCGCCAUAAAAACACGUCCAAUAAUCGACGCGAAUAAAGACCCCUAAUGAAAACGAAA
Molecule: messenger RNA, 2194 nt
Organism: Drosophila grimshawi
Lineage: Eukaryota; Metazoa; Arthropoda; Insecta; Diptera; Drosophilidae
Product: sphingomyelin phosphodiesterase 1
Exons: 4
Coding region: 1-1989 (662 amino acids)
Biological process (GO): ceramide biosynthetic process; sphingomyelin catabolic process
Cellular component (GO): lysosome
Molecular function (GO): acid sphingomyelin phosphodiesterase activity
Source: RefSeq, a predicted model, not a curated record